GGUACCCGGAUGUCCCCGUUGGGCAAUUAGCUACGUCAUUGUUCACCGCCGGACACCCGCUGAAAAUACGGAAUGGAUUUACAACCGGUAUAAAUGUUUCCAUAACAUCGGCCAGCAAUGAACGAUGACCAUUGUUGACAGAUCUUCAGAGAAGUCUGACCACGAGUCAGUCGGGUGCAAUAGAUCCACCUUCACCAGUGGAGACGUGGGGAUGGACGGCAGCUGUUCAAGCAGUUGGGCAGUGGGUUCUACUCUGGCCAGUGACUCUCCUCGGCUGAAGGCUCCUGGAGGCUUCAUGGGCCCAACGCCUGCUGCUGCGAUGUACAACAGCACACCAGCCUCAGUGGAAAGACCCAAAGAGCAAUUGAUGAGCAGUGGUGAUGGUAUUGAGGUGCCCCAGAAGGUGUUGUUCCCCCCUGAGCGUCUCAGUCUGAAGUGGAACCAAGUGCACCGUAUUGGCGCUGGCUUGCAGAAUAUGGGCAACACUUGUUUCCUGAACUCUGCCCUGCAAUGUCUCACCUAUACUCCUCCACUGGCCAACUACAUGCUGUCUCGGGAGCAUUCCAAAACAUGUCAUGAGCCAGGAUUCUGUAUGAUGUGCACAAUGCAGAACCAUAUCAUUCAGGUCUUUGCCAACUCAAGCAAUGUGAUAAAGCCCCUUGGGGUUCUGAAUGAGCUCAAACGGAUUGCAAAGCACUUUCGCUUUGGCAGCCAGGAAGAUGCACACGAGUUCCUGAGGUACACUGUAGAUGCUAUGCAAAAGUCCUGCUUACCUGGAUCAAAACUCGACAGACAAACGCAGGCAACAACUUUCAUCCAUCAAGUAUUCGGUGGCUACCUAAGGUCAAGAGUGAAAUGUUUGAACUGCAAAGCAGUCUCUGAUACAUUUGACCCUUUCCUGGAUGUCACUCUGGAAAUCAAGACGGCGCCCAGUGUCUCCAAGGCCCUGGAGCAGUUUGUUAAGCCAGAGCAACUAGAGGGAGAAAAUGCCUACAAGUGCAGCAAAUGCAAGAAAUUGGUGACUGCCUCCAAGAGAUUCACCAUCCACCGCAACUCCAAUGUGUUCACUCUCUCGCUGAAACGCUUUGCAAGCUUCAGUGGGGGCAAAAUCACUAAGGAUGUAAAGUAUUCAGAAUACCUGGACCUGCGGCCUUUCAUGUCUCAGUCCCAAGGGGAGCCUCAGCCCUAUGCACUCUACGCUGUGCUAGUCCACUCUGGAUUCAGCUGUCAUGCUGGACAUUAUUUUUGCUACAUUAAGGCGAGCAAUGGCCAGUGGUAUCAGAUGAACGACUCGUCGGUUGCUGUGAGUGACCUCAGAUCUGUUGUGAAUCAACAAGCCUAUGUCCUCUUCUACAUCAAGUCCGGUGAUGUCAAGAAAUUGGGGGAUUGUGGCAGCAUGAACCAAAAUGCUCUCAUUCCUGGUCAGUCAUCGCCACGGCCGGUGGUUGUGUCGCGCAUCAACAAUUCUGUGCACCACAGCAACAUUGGCUUCAUAGGACCCCAACUACCCCCUCACAUGACCAAGACUGCUCCCUACAUCAAUGGCAAUGGCUCUCUGAAGGAGUAUGCCAACACCUCCAAGCCCAGCUCCAGCAGCAAUGCAGGGAAGCCCUCAUCCUCUUUCGUCCCUCACUCUGUUCGAAGGGCCACGGUGAUCCCCAACCAAGACAAGCGUCAGAAGGUUUCAUUUCUCAUUGGUCAAGGCAAACCAAACCAUCUCUCCUCCUCGUCUCACAGUCAGCCGUCAGCAGCCAGCAGCGCCUCCUCAAGCAGUUCGACCUCCUCUCAGUCUACCUCAGACACUUGUUUAGCUCCCGCUCAGCUCAACCACGUCAAUGGCACUUCUUGCACUAAUGGGGAUGCCCGUACUGGUGGCAACGGAGACUCCUUCUUGGUUCCUUAUAGCCACGAGUCUUCCGAAGAGUCGGAUCAGGAGAACAGCAGCAGUCUGAGCAGUGACUCUGUCGAGAAACUUCCUGGUCGAGAAAACGGCGCCGGCUUGGAACGAACCGCCUGUGCAACGAGCGGGACGUCGGAACCGCACCGAAACGGAUUCAAUGGAUCCAGUCACAGCAACUCUACAUCCACCCAGAACGGACAACACUACGAUCAUGAAGUGAACGGUCACAACACUGCGGAGAAGAUCACUGCGAGUAACAGUGUCCCGCCGUCUUCUGCGGCGAACGGUGUGUGUUAUGGACUAGACGGCGAUCAUCAGGGACCAAGCAAAGAUGUGCUUCCUUAUGCCGCUGCUCAGGCUACUGCCGUCCACCCUCCAGCUGACAAAAGCCAGUGUGUCUUUGCUCCUGAUGCAAGGGCUAAAACGCUGUCUGAGUUCCUGCCACAGCAAACGGCGUCCUCUGCCGGCAGCUCCCCCAACACUGCCACGGCCACCCUGACACAGUCAGUGUCGUCUGGCGAUCCCGAGUCCAACGGCCGGGGCUCUGCAGCUCCCGCCGCCUCAUGUGGCAGCUCCCAAACCAACGGCCCGUCAGCUGCUCCACGGAAGAUGGUCAACGGCCGAGGCGAGGCCAAGGAUCCGCAACAGGCCUGUGCCUCUUCAGCUGAGUCAGACAGACGUGCAGACGCAAAGGAACAGCUCCAGUCCAGCUCCCGAGACGAGGACAGGCGCUGCUCUCGGGAGCGUGAGAGGAACGCACGGUACACGUCUGACUGGAGCCGGGACAGGGACAGGCACUAUCGAGACCGCAGUCGCGAGCGAGACAGCGAUGGUGACCGCUACCGGCACCGGAGGGAGGAUCGCAACUACCAUCAUCGCUCGUACAGGGACCAUUACACCUCCCGGGACCGCUACUAUCGGGACUUUGAGCCCGAGCGUCGCUGGGACAGAACCCCCCACCACCCGAGGGAGCUGGACCGAGACAGGUGCUCCCACCAUUAUCACUAUUAUCACCAUCAUAGCCGAUCCCGAGAGGAGUGGGAGCGCGAGCGUAGGUGGUAUGGCUCUUCCAGCCGAGAGAGUUCCUGGAGGUGGCAGCAGAACGGUCACGAGUCUCGAGGCGUGAAGGACAAAAGUAACGGCAGGGAGAGAGGCCACUACUCUUCAAAGGAGGAGACAACUUCCACUGCUGCCAAGUCCCGGUGCUCACCGCCGCAUGCCUCGUCGGCCGCCAUGGAUUCAGCUGCUAAUGGGGAUUCGAAUCACAGGAGGUCCAAGGUUCUUCUAGGAAAGGAGAGGGAGGACAGUCCUGAGGGCCACCGCAGUAGAAAACACAAGAAGAGCAAGAAAAAGAAGUCCAAAGACCGAGACAGGCGUCAGGAGAGCGGAAGCUCCGAUGUGGAUUCAGAGCGAGCUGCAGAAUCAAAACGGAAGAAGAAAAAAAAGAGGAAGCAGCGAGAUAGUGAGUCGGAGCAGAGCUCCGGACCAUCCCACAGCCACAAGACCAGGAGCAGCGAGGAGCGGGAGAGUCGCAAACGCAGACACUCUGAAGUCGACCCCGUUAAACACCACAACGAUUGUUCUCCAGAAAAAAAGUCCAGGACGGAACACUUCAAAACAGACGACCAUCACAGUUCACACUCUGCUAACGGCCACUUGAGCACGAGCGCAGGAAACGGUUACAGUGGGACCAAGGGCGACUCCCACACAUUCUCCUGUGGCGUCAGCGGAGCCGCAGCACACUGACUAUUCUCCAGCCACAGCAGUGGAAUGACAUCUGAUUGACGUGGUGCUUCAUCGUUGUAUUUUUACCGAUUCAAUAGUGUUUUAAAUGUUUCAAAUAUUAGUUUUUAUAUCGACGCAAUCCACAAUUCUCGGACAAGAAGUAAAAUAAUGAGAAAUAUUAAUAUAUACUUGUAUGAACUCAAAGCUUGGAGCUGACUCAUCUGUGCUGCUGCAGCUCAGCGGAUCUCAGGACUUCAUCCUUUGUAGAUCUUUUACCUGCUUCGCAGAAGAAUCGGGACAAAGGGAAUAGAUUUCUUUAAGAAGACAUGGACAUGUCAGCAGGGCUGCAAGGUUUAUGGAUGACCUGGAUCCCUGGAGGAACGACGGCAGACAGAUACCUCUCCAUGUUUGCCUGGACACACUUGAGGACAUUUCUUGCUUUUUUUUUUUUUUUUCUCUCCACUGAGUCAUUAUUAAACUCAGACAGAGCUUUUCUCUCUGCAACGUGUCUUUCUGCUCACAUUCUUAUACUUAGCCUCUUUUUUAACCAUCGGCUAAUGAGAGUCGAACCUUUGUUCCUGCAACGGACCAUGUGUUUGCUUUUAAAUUGAGAUUCAUGAUUGGUGUCUUGUAGCGUCCUAAAGACAACUGUGAAGUUAAUUUCAACUGUACUAUCAGUUAUUUUUACAUGUUAAGAUCCUGUAUCAGGAUUUGUCUCUCGCUUUUUCAGACUUGUGUUGAUUCGCUAAAUAAUCUCCAGCUCAAGUCACGAGUGUAAAUUGCUUUUUGUUUUCAAAUUUGAAGCUGAUUUCAAUAGUUUAGCAUGUCAGAUUUAUACAUUGUAAGGUAAAGGCCUUAAAAUACACUUGUUGAUGUCCAACACGACCUUUUGUUCUGGGUUUCUUUGAGUCAGCCGGCUUGUUUCCUGCUCUGUCUCUUGACAGGUGUGUCUUGAAUUUUCAUCUUGCAUAACUGGGACUGCAUCUUAUUGCCACUAAAUUGUUGUCCCCGAGAACCAUUUGAUUUUCCAUACUAGUGUGACAAAAAAAAUUCACAGUGAACGAAAAUCUAUUGCAACAUUGUCUUUCAUUAACGUUUCCCUAUACUGAAUUCAAGUGUAAGUUUUCAAAGAAAACAAACUCCUCAGCACAAAAAACCCUCCUGAGUUCUGUAUAGCUUUUUAAUUUUUUAAUUUUUAUUAAAACUUCAUCAAACUUCAUCAAGUGAAGAGAACAGUCAUUCAAUAUUUCAGUUUUGGCUCAACGUUGAAGACCCAC
Synchiropus splendidus (mandarinfish) is the source of this 4902-nucleotide messenger RNA. It is a transcript of the gene usp42, whose product is annotated as ubiquitin specific peptidase 42. Lineage: Eukaryota; Metazoa; Chordata; Actinopteri; Syngnathiformes; Callionymidae. Bases 125 to 3646 code for a protein of 1173 amino acids. Gene Ontology annotation, biological process: protein deubiquitination; regulation of apoptotic process. Gene Ontology annotation, cellular component: nucleus; cytosol. Gene Ontology annotation, molecular function: cysteine-type endopeptidase activity; cysteine-type deubiquitinase activity. The record is from RefSeq and is a predicted model, not a curated record. The transcript has 18 exons.